ACCCGGAGGUGCGGGAAGGCCGCGAGCGUUAGGUCCGUUUCCCCCUCGCCGCUCCAUGGCCCAGGCCUCUCGCUCCCGUGACCUUCUGCCCCCGUUGUGGGCCCAAGCCGGGGGCUCUGGGGAGCAGCCCUGGGAGGGAAGACGGGCCGGCGCGCUGCCCGGAGAGGGUCGUGGACCGCAGAAGCCGCCGUUUGCCGGGAGCAUCCCCUGCCUGGACCUCCGGCCCGGGACAGCUCCGGGAGGGCGGCCGUGGUGGUCCGCGUUGGCAUACGAGGACCAGGAGGCUGGCGAGGCAGAGUGGAGGCGGGAGUCUGCAGCCAGCAGCCCGAUCCCUCCCGCGCUGCAGCGUCUCCGGCGGGUGCUGCUGCGGCUGCUCCGCGAGCGGGAGCAGCUCCUUCGGGCCCGGGACUGCGCCCGCCACCUACAGGCGGUCGUGCGCCUCCUGAGGACCCCGAGCCUCAGCGCGCCCACCCACGGUCCAGGCCCCUUGCCCCAGCUGUGCCGCGAUCCGCAGCUGCACCCUUCCCGAGAAGCCGUCGUGCGAAUCCGCCAUCGGAACCCUCCCGAGGCGCUGCUUCUAGCGCGGCCCCUCGGACUAGCGGCCCAGCGCCUGGAUGUUGUCAUCGAGAUGCAGCUUCGCGCUCUGGGCCGGGCUCCCGCCAGUCUGAGCCUGACGUCCCAACUCUCCGAGCUGUUCUUGUCGCUUCCCGUCUACCACAAGCUUCAGGGAAAAGCCAUGAGCCACAUGCCAGGCGCGUCGCGCCCCUUCCCCCCGGCCCGUGUGCUCCGUCUUCUAACAGGGGAGCGGGGUUGCCAGGUGGCAAGUGGGCUGAAUGAGGCACUCAGGGGAUUGUGCCUGAGGGACCAGCUCCGGUGGCGCUUUCAGGAGGAGCGGGAGCUGCUACCGGGGUUGCGGGGCCUAAUAGCGGGCGUGGCCGGUUCAGUCAACGGUGGGCUGGGGCUUGGAGGAGCCGAAGCCCUUUGGAGCCAAUAUUGGACGCUUCUGUGGGCAGCCUGUGCACAGAGUCUGGACCUAAAUCUGGGUCCCUGGAGGGGAUACAGGGAAGUGGCACAGCAACUGAGUGAGGCACUGGUUCAGGCAUCCCUGCCUCAGGAGUGUGUGAAGGAGCUGGCUGCUUUGUGCCACAACCUACUUCAUCAGUCUCUUAUCUGGAGCUGGGAUCAAGGUUUCUGCCAGGCGUUGGCAUCAGCAGCCUUUGGGGAUCAGAACAGCCCUGCCUCGCACUCUCAUACUAGUGAACUGUUGCGGCAGCUUUUUGCUCCACUCUUAGACAUCUUCCAAGAAUGUAGGUCAGGACUGAUCCUCUGUCAGCCUCCAGGUCCAGCACCUGUUGCCCUCGGGCUCUGUACCUUGCAGAUCACCUUGCUUUGGUUCCUGGGCAGAAUUCAGCAACACCUGGCAGCAUGGGCCCCAGAUUCCUUCCUGCUCCUGAUCCAAAAGCACUUACCCCCUUUACUGCAUGAAGUUGAAGCUUUAUCCAGUCUGACUUCAGGGGAAAACAUAACUCAGGAAGUGGAGCAGCAGCUAGGCCUGGAGAUCCGAAAGCUGACUGCACGGAUGCAGCUCCUGUCUGAAGAAUCCCUAAGUCUGUUUUUCCAAGAAUGUCACAAACAAGCCACACAGGGCUUCAAGCUUUACAUGCCACAGGGUCGAUACUGGCGGCUUCGUCUCUGUCCUGAGCUUCCCCAGGUUCCUAGUGAGUAUGCUGGGCUGGUGGUUCGCACUGUCCUGGAGCCUGUGUUGCAAGGAGUGCAGGAACUGCCACCCCAAGCCCAGGCCCUCACCCUCAGUCAAGCGCUGACAGCCAUCCUGGGUGCCUGGCUCGACCAUAUCCUUACCCAGAAGAUCCGGUUCAGCCUGCAGGGGGCGCUGCAGCUCAGACAAGACUUUGGAGUGGUCAGGGAGUUGCUGGAAGAAGAGCAGUGGGAUCUGUCCCCGGAGCUUCGUCAGACUCUGCUCAUGCUCAGCAUCUUCCAGCAGUUAGAUGGGGCCCUGCUGUGUCUACUGCAGCAGCCCCUGCCCAAGACUCGAGUCCUCAGGAGGUCCCCUUGUUGCUGUGUUUGUAAUGAGGUUCAGACCAUGGGAUUGGCCAGCAGCAGCCUCAACAGCCUGGAGAACUUGGAGCCCUCUCUACAGCCUGGAGCACCUCUAGCCCAGACAACCCAGUUGCAAAGCACCCUGGGGGUUGGGAGACCUAGCCUUGAGGCUUACCUGGUAGGAAAUCAGCAGGCCUGGCUUGCCCUUAGGCAGCCCCAGCGCUCCCAGUGGUACCUGCUUUUUCUUUCCUGCCUGGGGCUCAGUCCUGAAACUUAGGGGGCCUAGGCUCAGGAGCUGCUCAUCUCUGAAUGGAAAACCAUGGACAUUUGGAACUGAAAUUUCAAGAAGCCUAGACCUGGCAGCUUAGAAGAAAAUAUACGUAAACUCCAUAGAGCCUGGAAUGACAAGAAUCCAAGGUGACUCUAGUGCCUGUAAUCCACAGUAAAGAGCAAAAUCACUGCC
Messenger RNA from Octodon degus (degu), 2521 nucleotides. RefSeq names its product coiled-coil domain containing 142 (gene Ccdc142). Bases 56 to 2335 code for a protein of 759 amino acids. The transcript is spliced from 9 exons. The record is from RefSeq and is a predicted model, not a curated record. NCBI's taxonomy places the organism in Eukaryota, Metazoa, Chordata, Mammalia, Rodentia, Octodontidae.